AUGGAAGUCGGGGUUGAAGACAUGCUCUCGGAGUGUCAUCGAUUUGCAGAUGUUCAUUCAGUAGAUAUAUGGAAGGUCGAUUUCAACUUCGUGAAAAAGGACAUAUAUCUAUUCAUUACGUUAGGGGCCCGAGAUGGCAUCAAGAGCGGCAAGGAGCUGCGUGGGUGGACCCCAAUCUCGGAGGUGUUCACAGAUCCAUUUGACCCUGAGUGUCUCGACGUAAAACCUCCUGCUGAUCACCACACCCAAUCAUACGUCGUGGAUGGGAUGAUGUCUGAGUCAGAUACGUAUGACUUGUAUGCCGUGUUAAACAGGGCGGAAAUAUGGGGUGCGAUUUUUGCGAAAGGGAACCAGGAAGUGAAGAAGAUGUUAGUCCAUCUCGGUUAUCCAGGACCCCACCCUUCUGUGGAGCACGCUGAGGCCACGCCCGACGAACCUACCACUUCGGAACGUCGUGGCUUGUCAUCGCUGCAUGUUGAAGCGAGCAUUCCGUUGCAGAGUAAAUUCUGUGUUUGGGAGGCAAUCCAGUUCCAUCAGUCCGUGUUCAUCAAGCCACCCAAUUUCCAUCCAAAUCUCGUGUCUCUGGCGCCAAGAAAUACAACUCCGGCCAUUUCCUAUCAGCUCGCCGAUCCUAACGCCGUUGGAGAACCUAUUCCACGUCUCUCUCAUCAUGGCCGCAACACCCCGUCACAGGAGAACCUGUAUUCUCCGACUAUACCGCCGGCGCUAAGCGUCGUCACGCUGUCAUAAUGAUGCUCGACUCCACUACUCCAUCAGGCGCUACCGAAUCAUCUUCACAAGGCAGUAGCAUCUCAUCGGCC
Molecule: messenger RNA, 821 nt
Organism: Suillus paluster
Lineage: Eukaryota; Fungi; Basidiomycota; Agaricomycetes; Boletales; Suillaceae
Exons: 6
Coding region: 1-750 (249 amino acids)
Source: RefSeq, a predicted model, not a curated record